AUGCCAAAGUAUACCUUUGUCACGGAAGAGGAGACCUCAUUGCCUGGCCACAAGCUGAUGAAAGAUUGUCUCACCCUCCUGUUCUGCGCAAACACCAGUGGGAACCCCUGCUUGCCUACCACUCAGAACUCACUGUCCUUCAAGAAACACAAGGUGAACAAAGAGCAGUUAAGUGUUUUGUGGCAGUCCAACCCAAAGGCUUGGGUCACACGCCUCUUGUUUGUGCUGUGGGUCAAUCUGGUUUUUGGUCCUGCUGUCAAGCAGUACCUUGUGGACAAUAACCUGCCACUCAAAGCCGUGCUGCUCAUGGACAAUGCUCCUGCUCAUGCUCCAGGCUUAAAGGAAGACUUGCUGGGGGACUUAAACUUCAUCACGGUCAUGUUAAUUCAGGUUAACACCACCCCACUACUCCAGCCAAUGGACCAGCAACUCUACACAAAGGAGCUUUUCCGGCGAUGCUUUGAGAUGACAGAUCGUGAGCUGUCUGCAGAUUAUCACCAUUGCCUGGGCCUGGGUUAG
Messenger RNA from Pelobates cultripes (western spadefoot toad), 519 nucleotides. The record is from the annotation of a GenBank genome assembly. NCBI's taxonomy places the organism in Eukaryota, Metazoa, Chordata, Amphibia, Anura, Pelobatidae.